Molecule: messenger RNA, 2475 nt
Organism: Mycena indigotica
Lineage: Eukaryota; Fungi; Basidiomycota; Agaricomycetes; Agaricales; Mycenaceae
Exons: 8
Coding region: 1-2475 (824 amino acids)
Biological process (GO): triglyceride catabolic process
Cellular component (GO): cytosol
Molecular function (GO): triacylglycerol lipase activity; sterol ester esterase activity
Source: RefSeq, a predicted model, not a curated record
AUGCUGGAUCAUCUAGUUGGUCGCCCAUCUCCUUCUUGGAAGCGGACACAGGUCUUCCUUGUCAUCUUAUUCUGGCUAUGGCGGAUCGUGAGCGGCAACAAGCGCGGCCUCCCAUUUCUCUAUCUGCGCCCACUCAAUCGCAAGCUCUCACGAUUCUCUCCGUGGCAGCUCAUUGCCAGCACCCUCACUGGGGUUUAUAUCAUCAGGAAUUUCGACAAACUUCUCAAACUCCAGUCUCCGGAGCCUCUGGCUCGGUUGUAUUCGUCUUCCUACUACCGAGCAACAUGGAUCAACACCGGUCUCGAUGCUGGAUUCUCUACGGCUUUGUCUAUCCGCACCAAGUGGCUACGCGACUUGGCUUCAAUUCUAUUCUCCGUCUAUUACAUUCUUUAUCCGAACGAGGCAGAUGAGAAGGUUCGUAAAAAUAUAGCUUUAGUUAACAAGAUCUUAACUCGAUCAUACAGCUUCGACGUUACCGCGCUAUCCCAACUACAGAGCUUCUUCGAGUCUGUUGGGAGAAAACGAGCAACCCAUACGCACAUUCGUGCACUUACUCACCUACCAUCCGUUACCAUUCGUCGCAAAAUCCUAUUUUCCCGACCAUCCUCGUCCACUUACGAACGACCCAUCACUGCAUAUCUUUUCUUUGCCCUCCCUGAGAAACAACUUGGCAAAGCUACCGACCUGAUUCUCGAUUUCCCUGGCGGAGGCUUUGUAGCGAUGUCUCCAGAGCAUCACGAGGAACGUCUACGAAUGUGGGCAAUCUCGACGGGAAAACCAGUGUUAGCUAUAGAUUAUGGGAAAGCCCCCGAAUACCCUUACCCAUUCGCUAUCGACGAAGCAUUCGAAACAUACAAGUUGCUGGUUGAAUCAACUGGUACUCUGAUUGGAAUGUCUGGCAAGAAACUGAACAUCCUGAUAUCCGGUGACUCAGCGGGGGCCAACAUCGCAGUUAACGUCGUGUUGAAGAUCAUCGAGCACAACGAAAGUUCUGACAAUCGCGUUUCUCCUCCUUUGCCUCAACCUAUUGCCCUCGUUUUCAACUAUCCAGCGCUGGAUUUCAACUUUACUUCCUGGAUGACGCCUGAUCAUCUGCGAGUUCUUCGGACGGAAGAAUCAUCUGGCAGUCUUCCAGGUAUCAAAGAGCUUGCAGCCCAGAAGGAUCAUCUGAACCAUAUCGUUAGUAGUCCCCUCAGUAUGGUUGGCGACAAGCGACCCACUCGUCGGCGUAAACCUUUGAAAAGGCAGACCAGCUGGAAAGAUACCAUCCGCGGACUAACGGCUGCUGGGGAGAAGGCAGAAGAGUCGAGUAAAGAACCUAAGAAACGUCGUUCAUCCAGUGCUCUGAGGACACCUAGCAGUCGUCGCAGCACUUUUCUUGAACCGCGGCAGAACGAUUCGCCGACGGACGUAGACACCGACUCGGACUCUGAAGAUCAGGACUACGACCAGUAUCGUGAAGAAGAACGCCCCAUCCAGGCACGAGUACGAUAUGUCUACAAGGAUUCGUCGCAUCCUAAGACUGUUCUUCCGCGAAGUAAUUCGGCUCUCGUCAAGCAACAAGAAGAGUUGUCGAUGGCCGUUCAGCAAGCCGACUCCAAAGCGACACAACAGUUUGGCCAGAAAGAGCCUAUUGGGACCAGACUGACGAUGACCUCUCGAACUGGAUAUUUCCAAGACCGAAUUAUAACGCCUAGCAUGAUGCGCGCUAUGGCUAUCCUCUACAUCGGGCCAUACCGCAACCCCGAUUUUGCGACCGACUAUCAUUUAUCACCUAUCUUGGCACCCAGCAAACUGUUGGCGCAAUUUCCUCCAAUAUUAAUGCAAUGUGGAGAGAAAGAUCCAUUAGUGGACGACACCCUGAUUUUUGCAGGACGAGUCAGAGAGGCGAAACGAGCGCGCAAGGCUGAACUGGACCUUGCAGUCUCCGGAAAGAGUGCUAGAUUUGGAGAGAGUUUGCGGAUGAGCGCAAACGAGGCACCUGUCGAUCUCGGUGCUUUAAAGCGAGAGCGAGACCGACUCGCUCGACAAACCGAAGAAGACUGGGUCCAGCUUGUCAUUUGGUCCGAGUGGUCGCAUGGGUACCUGCAAAUGGUGGCAUUGAUGUCUGAAGCGACACAAGUCAUUGAAGAGUUAGCGGAAUGGAUCGAUGGUGCUUUUGAACGAUACAGUUCCAAGACCGUAUUACCGAUUAGUCGCCGACGAGGAGAAAGCCCAGCGAAGAAAGCAGAGCGCGCUGUAACAUCAGAGACGGAAACGGACGACAGUGGAAUCACUUUUGUGCCCCGAAGAAGAUCUCCGCCUUCAUCGUUAAAUGGAAGGAGGUCACCUUCGCCUAUAGAGAAUGGACACGGCCGUGGGACAAGUGAAACGGAUACCGCUGCUGGUCAGCGAACACGAGCUGGUGGACUUGCUAUUACGGAGAACGAAUUAAUCCAACGAAGGAGGUUGCUGGACGCACAUAUCUUCGAAUAA